AUGGAAUCACUCUUCGAGCCGUCCUCAUACCUCGAUCCGUCUCCAUAUGACCCUUCCUCCUUCCUCACCUUCUCCUCUUUUGCCGAUCUCACCGCAUCACCACCCAGCAUCAGUGAUACGUGGGACGACAUCUUCUACUCCCCUUCUUCUUCUUCUUCAUUUUCGUCUUCUUCUUCUUUUUCCCCUUGUUCAUUAUCAUCCAAACAUCCCGCAAACAUCUACAACGCUGCCGCCGGACUUCCCACCCGCUCAGCCUAUUCAACGUCAAGCGAUUGUUCCUCGCCUGACCUCGCAUUCGACCCCUUCGAGAUCGCCUCGUCCGCUUUCGAAGCGUCAUCCCCAGGUAUCUUCCAUCUCCCCUCCCACGCCGGUCCGAGCAAGCUCAGCGCUGCCGACGCUGCUCCCGGCCUCACCCACCGCGUUACCUCGUCCACGGACAGCACCUGGGACAGUCCCCUCAUCACUCCCGCGCUGAACAGCAACGCUCCCGGCUUCGUCUCGCCCCAACAGGUCAGCAAAGCCGCCUUCUCGUGGGAAGACGCACCCUCCACUCUCGCCUCAUCCUCCUCCUACACCCCUCCUACCACCGCCGUCUCCCCCGUCCCCCUCCGUGUCGCCUCCAACCCCUCUCUCGGCGCACACAAGAACCCGCGAGCCAUCCGUCCCGUCAACUCGAUGCCGGCGCUCAAGGAAGAAGUGGACACGUUCCAGUGGUUCGACGGAACCAGCCUGGACGGGACGGACCCGGUCAUUGACGAGGCGUUGGUGGAUAACUUUGAUUGGGUGUUUGGGGACUAUGGAUUAGGGGAGAAUCUGCAGGGAACCAUCUUCGCCGCAUUCAAGGAGAAUGAGCCAGCCGAGCCUGCGCAUAACACCCCUCUCACUUCCGCCUCAACCUCCGGUCUCCUCCCUCACGAGCCGGUCUUCUCUACAACCCACAACUCGACUUCCCCCAUCGAGACCACGGACAAUUUCAGCAUAAACAACAACGACCUAUCAUCAUGGUACGCUCAAAACGCCGAGAUGACGCAGGCCGUCAACCCCUCGGCGCAGAUGCAGACGUACGAGUUCCCCUCGUCGUUCGGCAUCGACCCUACCGUCUUGGGCGGGGGAUCGGACGGGUCAAGGCCGGCGAGUGCGCCUGGAGGCGAUGUAGAGGGACUGGGGAUGUUGAGCGCACCAGUAUCUGGGCAGAUGUCGCGGAGCUUGACGGCUCCCGGCUACGUACCUAAUCGGAGUGCUCCAGCCUCGGACCUCUUUGCAUUCGACCCUCACUCCAUGCAACCCACACAUUACGCUCCUCAGCAGCAGUCGACCUACCCCCCGACUCAGCAGCUUCCCAUCCGCCCCCUUCCUCAGCGGAGAGCAUCGCAUGGGCUGAGCAUCUCGAUCCAACCCUCGGCCUACUCUACCUUCUCGAUGCCGACCGACCUGCCGACCCCUCCCCACUCGGCACCGUUCAGCUCAUCGAGCAUGGUCCACGCCCAAGCGCACGCUCAGUCCGGGUAUGCGCCCCAGGUGUACUCGCACCUCCAGGCACCCGCGCAGAUGGCUCGGGCUGGAACGCAGCCCCUGCCCUCGACCAGGCGGAACAGCGCGACCUCUACCACCGGCGCGUCCACCCCGACUAUGCCGGCCCACCUGGUCCGCGCACAGGCGAUCGUGCAGAUGCAGGAGGCCAAGGAGGAGCAGCAGAGGCAGGAGAUGCGCCGCAAGGCCGCGUCUCGCAAGAUCGGGAUGGCGGAGGCUAGCGUCAUGCAGCCUCUCACUUCGUCCGCUCCCAUCCAGCCGCCCCCGCACCACGCUCCCCCUCAACCGCGUCAUCAGCCCUCCAUCGUCGGUUGGGCCGGCCCGUCCUCGCUUCCCUCGCAGUCGCACAUGCCAUCCGGUAUGAGCGGGAAUUUGGGACCGGUCCUCACCACUCAACCCCUCAUCGUCCACCCCCCUCCUCAACAGUACUACUCUACUGCCCCCGCACACACCUACCACCCCUCGCACCUCGCCCACCCCCAGCAACACCCCCAGCCCCAGCCGCACCGCGUCCACCCACCUCCUCACCCCGGUAUGGGCGCCGGUGUCGGACUCGGUAUGGGUAUUCCCCGUCCCAUGGCUCGUCUCCCUUCAUCACCUACCAAGGGCUCUCGCAAAGUCACCUCGCCGACCAAGCGCUCGCCUUCCGGCGCAACCAAGCGGCGGCCAGUCAUGCAGCCGGGCGGAUUCUCGUGGGGCGAAGCGACCUUCAUCAACUUCACCCCUGACGACGCAGAGAAGCUCUUGACGGGUGUCGCGCCAAGUGGGUCUCAGGCCAAGCGGAAGCGCGAGGAGGAUGCGGCGCGGGGAAGCGGGGCGAUGACCAUGAGCAUGGGCAUGGCGGGUGGUAUGAUGGCGGGAGAAUAUCUUGCGGUGGAUAUGGACAGAGAGGGGUCGAAGCGGUCGAGGGGAGAGUAG
This is a messenger RNA of Dioszegia hungarica, 2448 nucleotides long. RefSeq lists its product as uncharacterized. NCBI's taxonomy places the organism in Eukaryota, Fungi, Basidiomycota, Tremellomycetes, Tremellales, Bulleribasidiaceae. The transcript has 2 exons. Bases 1 to 2448 code for a protein of 815 amino acids. The record is from RefSeq and is a predicted model, not a curated record.